CGAUGCGACGGAAGAAGAAGUCAGCCAAGCGGGUCGACCAAGAAGGCCUGCAAGACCUGCUGAACAGCAUGCCGACGAUGGCCAGCAGCUCGUCCACGAUGCGGCACUCGUUCCCGCCGUCGCCGAAGGAGAGGCCAACGGCGCUGGGCGAUCGACUGCAGACGGCGCUAGUGUUGGGCGUCUUUUGCCUACUGGCCGUCGUCGUUGGCAUCUUCCUCUUCUACGGCGUCACCCCGACAGAGCCCGUUUGUCGGUCGGACGUCUGCCUCUCCUACUCCAAGCUUCUCCGGGAGAUGCUGAACGUUUCGGUGAAACCCUGUGACGACUUCUACAGCUACGUAUGCUCCAAAUGGGACGCCAGGCAUUCCUACUCGUUCAAGGAAGGUGUAUAUCUGCGGUUCAUCCAGCGCGUGUCCGAGAGGAACCGCCGCACUGCCGUUCCAGUGCAGGGACAGAGCGCGUCGCAGAAGGCCGCCAAGUUCUACCAGUCGUGCUCGGCCACCUACACGCAAGGCGGUGACAGCGAGCUGGACGCAGUCAAGCAGCUGCUGCUUCGGGUCGGCGUCCUCUGGCCCCGGCUCAGCAAUGACUCGAACGUGCUCCGCAUCUGCUUCGCCAUGUCGGCCAUGCUCGACUGGGCACCCGUGAUCCUCUUCUCGGUCCAUCGCCCCGCGGUGCCGAUGACGGUGUCGCCAUCGGUGUUCUUUCGCGAAGUCCUGGACAGGCGUAAAGCCAUGCUCGGCGGAGGUGGUAGCGACUACAGGACGUACUUCGGGCACAUGUUCCGCGUCUUUGGCCAACCCGAAGGACCGCGCGACGACGUACUCGCGUACGGCGAGCUGAUCGCGAUGGAGUCCCACCUGGUUCCGGCGCUUGAACGAGCGUAUGCCGUGAUCGAGGGCGACUUCGUGGAAAACGCGACCCUCGACGACGUCAUCCAGUUGGCCGGCAACACGAUCCCCAAGUGCGUAUACGAACGGUCAUUGAGUUUUACGGCAGAGAGCCGGUCGACUGGAGCCUCUGAAAAGAAUGGCAGUGCAAGCGAUGACUAGUUGUAGGAAGGGCUGUGUUUGCGCCGCGCUAAGAAGGAGGGGAAACGAUCUGCAUGCGAGCCGCUCAGGAAAAGUGUACGCGUUCGGCAGUUGGUGCCUGAAAACAAAGUGUAUGAUUCGCCUCAAGAGGGAGCAUGUGCAGUGCGCAAGGGUGUAGUACAAUAUUUCUUCCGCACCUGUAGUCUUUGUGACCCCGUAUUUAUAGAGAGCAGUUGCAGUGGAAACAAUAAACAACUUAA
Molecule: messenger RNA, 1291 nt
Organism: Dermacentor andersoni
Lineage: Eukaryota; Metazoa; Arthropoda; Arachnida; Ixodida; Ixodidae
Biological process (GO): protein processing
Cellular component (GO): plasma membrane
Molecular function (GO): metalloendopeptidase activity
Source: RefSeq, a predicted model, not a curated record